Vicia faba (fava bean) is the source of this 2664-nucleotide messenger RNA. Lineage: Eukaryota; Viridiplantae; Streptophyta; Magnoliopsida; Fabales; Fabaceae. The record is from the annotation of a GenBank genome assembly.
AUGCCAGCAAUUGAGAGCUGUGUGGCCAGCUAUUUGUCAAAGCAUGGUGGCUCUUCAAAUGCGUACACAGAAACUGAAUAUACAUGCUACCAUUUUGAAGUGAAGCGUGAGUUUCUAAAGGGUGCAUUGAAAAGAUUUUCUCAGUUUUUUAUAUCUCCUCUUGUAAAAGCGGAGGCCAUGGAGCGAGAAGUACAAGCAGUAGAUUCAGAAUUUAACCAGGUUUUACAAAGUGAUGCUUGCCGUCUUCAACAACUUCAGUGCCAUACUUCUACACCUAAGCACCCUUUGAAUAAAUUCUUUUGGGGGAAUAAAAAGAGCCUGGUUGAUGCAAUGGAAAAGGGUAUUGAUCUGCGGGACCAAAUAUUGAAAUUAUACAAGAAUUUUUACCAUGGCGGAUUAAUGAAGCUUGUUGUUAUUGGUGGAGAGUCCCUGGAUGUGCUCGAGAGUUGGGCUGUGGAACUAUUUGGUGCUGUUAAAAAGGGUCCCCAAACAUACCCAAAGUUCAUAGUGGAAGGUCCAAUAUGGAAACCUGGUAAAAUUUAUCGGCUAGAAGCUGUCAAAGAUGUUCAUAUUCUCGACUUAUCGUGGACACUGCCUUGUCUAAACCAAGAGUACCUAAAGAAACCAGAGGAUUAUUUGGCUCAUCUCCUCGGGCAUGAGGGCAGAGGAAGCUUGCUUUCCUUUCUCAAGGCUAAAGGAUGGGCUACAUCUCUAUCUGCCGGUGUUGGCGAUGACGGAGUUUUUCGUUCAUCAAUAGCUUAUGUCUUUGUCAUGUCCAUACACCUCACUGAUUCUGGUGUAGAAAAGAUUUUCGAUAUUAUUGGCGCUGUCUAUCAAUACCUUAAUUUGUUGCAUGAAAAUUCUCCACAAGAAUGGAUAUUUAAGGAACUUCAAAAUAUCGGAAACAUGGAAUUCAGAUUUGCUGAAGAGCAGCCUCAAGAUGAUUAUGCUGCAGAGCUUGCAGAAAAUUUGAAAUUCUAUCCAGCAGAGGAUGUCAUUUAUGGUGACUACGUGUACAAGACAUGGGAUGAGCAGUUGAUAAAACAAGUUCUCAGUUUCUUCCGCCCUGACAACAUGAGGGUGGAUGUUGUCUCAAAGUUGAUUCGUAACUCAGAAGAUUUCAAACAUGAACCUUGGUUUGGUUCACGUUAUGUUGAAGAAGAUAUCCCUCAAGAUUUGAUUGAUUUAUGGAGAAAUCCUCUAGAAGUUGACGCCUCUCUACAUCUUCCAUCCAAGAAUGAGUUUAUUCCAAGUGACUUUUCUAUACGGGCAAGUGACACGCGUGGUGAUGAUUUUGAAAUUUUGACUUUUCCUAGGUGUAUAGUUGAUGAAGCUUUGAUAAAAUUUUGGUAUAAGCUGGACCGUACUUUCAGAGUUCCUCGAGCCGAUACAUAUUUCCGUAUCAACUUGAAAGGUGGAUAUGCCAAUGCAAAGAACUGUGUAUUGUCUGAAUUGUUCAUUCACCUUCUUAAAGACGAGUUGAAUGAAAUUAUAUAUCAGGCUAGUGUUGCCAAGUUAGAAACUUCCGUCUCUUAUGUUGGUGAUAUGCUUGAGCUGAAGGUCUAUGGUUUUAAUGAGAAGCUACCUGUUCUUCUAUCAAAGGUUUUGUCAGCUGCUAGAUCUUUUAUACCAACUGAUGAUCGGUAUAAGGUAAUAAAAGAAGACAUGGAGAGAACUUUAAAGAAUUCCAACAUGAAGCCUCUAAGCCAUUCAUCAUAUUUGAGAUUGCAAGUUUUGUGUGAGAGCUUUUAUGACGUUGACGAAAAGAUGCAUUAUCUAAAUGAUCUGUCAAUUGAUGAUCUGAAGGCAUUUAUACCCGAGCUUCGAUCACAGUUAUAUAUUGAGGGUCUAUGCCAUGGAAAUAUGUCAGAAGAAGAAGCGAUAAACAUAUCCAAUAUAUUUAAGACGAAUUUUCCAGUAGAUCCACUCCCUAUCGAGUCGAGGCAUGCUGAGCGUGUAAUUUGUCUCCCUUCGAGUGCCAAUUUAGUUAGAGAUAUAAAUGUGAAGAACACGUUGGAAAAAAACUCUGUGAUUGAGCUUUAUUUUCAAAUUGAAGAAGAUACUGGAUUGGGUUCAACAAAGUUGAAAGCUUUGAUCGAUCUGUUUGAAGAAAUUGUUGAGGAGCCACUUUUUAAUCAAUUGAGGACGAAGGAGCAGCUUGGUUAUGUUGUUGAAUGUAGCCCGAGAGUAACAUACCGUGUUUUUGGGUUUUGUUUCUGUAUUCAGUCAUCUGAGUACAACCCAAUUUAUUUGCAAGGUAGAGUUGAAAGCUUCAUAAAUGACCUGGAAGAAUUGUUGGAUGGCCUUGAUGACGAAUCCUUUGAAAAUUAUAAAAAUGGUUUAAUGGCAAAGCUGUUGGAGAAGGAUCCAUCUCUCACAUAUGAAAGCAAUAGACUGUGGAACCAGAUUAUUGAUAAAAGGUACAUUUUCGAUAUAUCAAAGAGAGAAGCUGAAGAGCUAAAGAACAUAACCAAGCUUGAUGUUAUUGAGUGGUACAAGACAUAUUUGAAACAAUCAUCUCCGAAGUGUCGGAGACUACUUGUUCGGGUAUGGGGUUGCAACACAGAUAUGAAGGAAGCUGAAGCACCACCCGAAUCUGUGCAUGUCAUAACAGAUCCAGCAGUUUUUAAGAAGCAAUCCAAAUUUUAUUCAAGUUUUUGUUAA